Messenger RNA from Drosophila obscura, 2342 nucleotides. It is a transcript of the gene Fatp3, whose product is annotated as long-chain fatty acid transport protein 1. Gene Ontology annotation, molecular function: long-chain fatty acid-CoA ligase activity; long-chain fatty acid transmembrane transporter activity. Bases 119 to 2167 code for a protein of 682 amino acids. The record is from RefSeq and is a predicted model, not a curated record. Gene Ontology annotation, cellular component: endoplasmic reticulum. Gene Ontology annotation, biological process: triglyceride homeostasis. Lineage: Eukaryota; Metazoa; Arthropoda; Insecta; Diptera; Drosophilidae. The transcript has 4 exons.
UCCGCAGCCGUCCGUACAGAUCGGAUUCGCGAUCUCUGUUUGCGUGUUAUUUUCGUUUGCGUGUUUUUGUUUUUCCGAAAGAACCGUUGGCGUCGGCGUUGGCGCUUUUGCAGUAAAAAUGAGUGAGAACGGAGACCACGGCGACCAGGAGGACGACCAGCAGGCUGCUGGCGGCAAGAAAAUGGAGAUUCAGCUGGAGCUCAACGUGAAGCAGAAGCUUGCCACCCGUCUGGGCACUCUGCUUGUGGCAUCUUUGGUCUAUGUCUGCUUCUGUGGCGAUAGUGCCGUAGCCAGUCUCAUUUUCGUAGCGCUCUUGGCUCUGCUCCUGCGGAGUACCACAUUUGUGUUUUCCCUGGUGAUGACAGCAAAGAGGGACACCAUGGCUCUGCAGCGCUUCCUGGCCCUCAAUUUGUAUCUGCUGAAGCGGGACCGAGGGAACUUCACCAUAGCGCGAUGCUUCCAGCAACUGGCCCGCUCGCAGCCCCAAAAGGCCUGCUUUGUCAUGGACGAUCGCAGGAUCACUUAUGCCGAGGCCCUGCUGCUCAGCGAAAAGAUUGCCGCAUUCUUCAAGCAGCAGGGACUGCAGCGGGGCGACUGUGUGGCACUGCUGAUGGAGACGCGCCUGGAGUAUCCCUGCAUUUGGCUCGGCCUUUCGCAGUUGGGCGUGAUCACGGCUCUGAUCAACUCCAAUCUGCGGGGAGAGUCGCUGCUGCACUCUGUCAAGGUGGCCAAUGCCAAGGCCUUCGUUUUCGGAAGCGAGCUGAUGGAUGUCGUCCAAUCGCUGAUCGAGAAGGAGCAGCUGCCUCGCAUUCCCGUCUAUCAGUACACCGGUGAAGAGCUGAGGACCCUCCCUGGGCAUGAACUACUGCCAGGAGCCGUGGAUCUAAGUGCUGCCCUGACGACGCAACAGGCCAUGGCCCUGCCUCCCUCCUCCUCAGCAGGGGAGGCGCGCUCAAAGCUGCUCUAUGUGUACACAUCCGGCACCACGGGCCUGCCCAAGGCGGCUGUCAUUACCAACCUCCGCUUCCUGUUCAUGGCCGCCGGAACGUUCUACAUGCUGCGCCUGAAACGCGACGAUGUGGUGUACAAUCCCCUGCCCCUCUACCACACUGCCGGAGGAAUUGUGGGCGUGGGCAAUGCCCUGCUCAACGGCUCGACGGUGGUGCUGCGCAAGAAGUUCUCGGCCAAGAACUUCUGGCUCGACUGCAGCCGCAACGACUGCACCGUGGCCCAGUACAUCGGGGAGCUGUGUCGCUACCUGCUGGCCACGCCCUACACUCCCGAGCAGCAGCAUCACCGCCUCCGCCUGAUGUACGGCAACGGGCUGAGGCCGCAGAUCUGGUCGCAGUUCGUGCGCCGCUUCUCCGUGCCGAACAUAGGCGAGAUCUACGGCGCCACUGAAGGCAACUCCAACCUGAUAAACAUCACGAACCGCGUGGGAGCCAUUGGCUUUGUGCCCAUCUACGGCCAGAGGAUCUAUCCCGUCCAGGUGUUGCGCUGCGAUGAGGAGACGGGGGAGCUGCUGAAGGACCCACGUGGCCACUGCAUCCGAUGCCGGCCCGGGGAGGCAGGUCUGCUGGUGGGCAAGGUGGAUCCCCGACGCGCAGUCAGCGCCUUCCACGGCUAUGCGGACAAGGGCGCCUCGGAGAAGAAGCUGCUCCGGAAUGUCUUUGCCAAGGGCGACGUUUUCUUCAACUCCGGGGACAUGGUGGUCUGCGACAUACUCGGCUAUUUCUACUUCAAGGAUCGCACGGGCGACACCUUCCGCUGGCGGGGCGAGAAUGUGGCCACCCAAGAGGUGGAGGCCAUCAUAACGAACUGCGUUGGCCUCGAGGACUGUGUGGUCUAUGGCGUGCAGAUUCCCCAUGUGGAGGGCAAGGCUGGCAUGGCAGCGAUUGUGGAUCCCGAUCGGAAAGUGGACAUGGAGUAUCUGUCGAUUGUGCUGAGGGGCAGCCUGCCGCCCUACGCCCGACCCCUCUUCAUACGGCUGCUGGACGAGAUUCCGCGCACGGCCACCUUCAAGCUGAAGAAGCGCGAGUUGGCCACUGAGGGCUACGACCUGACCAGGCUAUCGGAUCCAAUAUACUACCUGAACCGCGAUGGGGUCUACAGGCAGUUGAGCAGGGAUCAAUAUAAGGCCCUGCGAGCGGGAACGGCGGGACUGUGAGCUCCGAGCUGCCCCGUCCGCUGAUUAUUUUUAUUAAUGUAAGAAAUUGAAUGUUUCGUAUGUCCAAUUGUACUUUUACCACUAAACCAACGACUGAUGCCAAAGAUGGCGAAGAGCAUCAUUGCUUCUGGGCCGAACACCCCGAAAGCCGAGCGCGUUUCUCGGCCAUAAAGUG